AUGGAUAUUCAGCCUUUAAGCAAGGAUCUCUUUGAAGAGUUUAACUGUAAAUUGACGAAAUCACGCUAUUUCAACUGCAAUAUGAUUGUGCGGCGCAACAUUGAACAGUUGGACGUGGAGGCAACCCUGGAUAUGCUAAAGUCCAACAAUCAGUCGAUACGGUUUUUUCAAGAAUAUUUGGAUGUGUGUCAAUUUUUUUCCACUCCGCACAAGAAUCGUCUGUUUGGUUUAGUCGCAAAGCGCCUGACUAAUAGCUUAAAUGGAAGCCUAAAAUGCCCGGUAGUAGCUAACUUCAACUAUACACUUAAUAACUAUUAUCUGGCGGAAACCGAUUUUCCCAACUAUGUGCCCGAGAGUCAAUUCAGGACCAUGAUGAAAUUCUAUACAUAUAAGAAGUUAAUUCUACGAUUGGGCUUCAGCGGUAGGGUUCAGUAUAAGAAGUUAACAACCGACUGA
This is a messenger RNA of Drosophila montana, 456 nucleotides long. RefSeq lists its product as uncharacterized. Lineage: Eukaryota; Metazoa; Arthropoda; Insecta; Diptera; Drosophilidae. The record is from RefSeq and is a predicted model, not a curated record. The transcript is spliced from 2 exons. Bases 1 to 456 code for a protein of 151 amino acids.